AUGGUAGAGGGGGCACACGAUAGGCUUUACCUCAGUCCAGAGGAGACGAUAUUCCUUUCCAUUUUCCAUGAAGAACAAAAGAGUUUUGACACCAGGGUUGUUCAUUGUGGAGUUGGCUCUUUUCCUGUAAUGUCGCUUGUGUUAGCUUUCGAUGCGAAUAUUUAUUUGUUUGUUGGUAUGAAUCGUGUGCUGACCAAUAUAAGAAAAGGGUUUGAUAAUAUUGAGUGUGAUCGUACCAAACGACACAGUGUUUAUUUCGAUGUCGACAUCAACGACGACGUUGAACGAAAGAUGAAUGAACUGAAGGCCAAAAGCUGUCGUGUGUUUAUGCCUAAAAAAAGGAGAAAAAUGGGGUGUUUAUAG
This is a messenger RNA of Necator americanus (New World hookworm), 363 nucleotides long. RefSeq lists its product as uncharacterized. The transcript has 7 exons. The record is from RefSeq and is a predicted model, not a curated record. Lineage: Eukaryota; Metazoa; Nematoda; Chromadorea; Rhabditida; Ancylostomatidae. The coding region runs from base 1 to 363 and encodes 120 amino acids.